CGAACAAUGGACUUCACUCAACAAUGAACAAAGACAGAAACAGGUAUUCAUCUAAUGCUGAGGACGCGGCCAGGGUGAUGCACGAAGCGAGAAUGGCAGUAAGGUAUAUUGCGAAGGACAACAAUUGCAACCUUGCCCAACACCUAUUCGUACUCGUCUCUGACGCUCCCUUGGUACUCCCUUGACAUUGGAUAGUACCCUGGGUAAGGGAGCAUCAAUAUAUAGCUCUCAAUGCUUUUACUUAAGGGUAUUAAGACUAGCGUCUGCCAAUUCAUUAUUGACUUUGCCCUGGCCAACCCCGCUGUAUAAUUUGCGUGCUGACAACAGUGAGCUCGUCUUCCAGUGUGUAUCCCUUCUCUUCACAUCUUGGCCUUUCAGUAAAGCCUUGUCUGAACAAACCCUGGCCCGCUUCAUCCAAGGGAUUGGCUGCACCAAUGUCUGUUGUAUUGCCAAUGUCUCUCUAUCAUGGAUUGGCUUCACUCGAAGAUAUCCUUCGAUCGCAGCUAUUGCCUACGUCCUUAGCAAUAGUUCUUGCCAAUGUUGCCCCUUGAGGUGAUAUCCUCGUCGCCCUAGGUUCAGGUUAAGAUGCACGCAGAAAAUGAUAACUAUAAGGAUGAGUCUCUGGCAUCAACUGAAGACAUUCUGAUCAUCAUAAACACUUCCAUUCUGAUAACCGACACGUUCUUCGUCGUCUUCCUCCUCGCUCACUCUCAGUCAAACUUUGCUCACGCAUUAGCCCCUUGGCCUUGAUUCCUCUUCAUCUUUAUUUCUCUGUCUUAUAAUGGUCCGGUUUACCCCUCUGGCAGCACUGGCCUUGGUGCCCCUAGCUCAGGCACGCUUCGACUGGUUGUAUUCGCGAGACACCAUUGCUCAAUGCCCUCCAUGCUCACUCGAUAGCGAGUCCAAGGAUUGUUCUCACACAGUGACCGUCACUAAGUCCUCUGAGCCAUACGAGACUGUCACUGUCUCAGAUCCCAACGGUUCUUAUCACACUGUUACUGUUACAGAACAAGAUGGUCCCGGAAAGACUGUUACUAUCACCCAGAACUACCAAAACCCUCAAACCAAGGUUGUGUACAUCAGCCAGGGCGAGACGGUUGAGCCAGUCAUUGAGACUAUUACCAUCACCCGCCCAGGAAAGACUGUAACUGUGACUGCGACGGAAACAGAGACCAGUGAGCACAUCGUCACCAAGAAGAUUGAUAGCUAUCCCGGCCCCAAAACAGUUACCAUCGGCAACGGCUACCCUGCGCCUAGUGCUGGCUCUCCUGGCUACAAUGGUGGAGUUUUCACUAAGGUCGUUGGUGGCGAUGGUGGCUAUGAGAAGGAUCCCGACAACAUUCACACGGUUACUGUGGUCAAGGAUGGUCAAAUCCAGACUCUGACAUACACGGAUGGCAAUUACAACACUAUCAUCAAGACGAUCACCCAAGACAACGGCCACGAAGAGGUAGUGACCGUUACCGGCAAAGAUCAGUAUGAGGUUACCAAGACUGUGACUGAGAACGGUAACAAGGUUGUCGAGACCAUCACAGCUGAGAACACCAACAACUACGUUGUCACCAAGACCAUCCAGCAAGGUGGCAAGUACUAUACCGUCAUCGUCAAGCCUGAGCCGACCGUCAGCACUAUCACGAAAGAGAACGGCGACUGUAUUACUACAGUUGUCGAGGUUGAUCAGACCUACACAUUGACUGCUCCGGCCAAGUAUGGAACUGCUACUGUAACAGAUGACGACUGCGAGACCUACACCAGGACUGCCACCUACACUGGUAAGGUUGAGGUUGAGGUCAUUGUUUAUGACCCGGAGACUGGCGACUCAACCUGCACAAAAGAGGACGGAAAGCCCUGCAACCCUGGCUACGACAAUGGUGGUAGUGGUAGCAAGGGCCAGUAUGAAGAUCCUACCAACACAAAGGGCCAGGACGGAAGUGGCAACUACAACAGCAACGUCCCUGUGUACACCAAGAUCCGCACUUACGGCAACGGUGAUGUCUACACCGAGGUCCAUGGCGCUGAACCAACUGGUUGCGAAUCAGCUGCAGUCUCCACGAGCAUCGCUACUGUUUAUAACACUGUGGUUGUGACAGUAGAUGCGUCGCCGUCAAAGGCCCCUACUGUCGAGCGCCGAACAGCAAACAAAGUUCGGUCACCCCUGUCUGUUCGAUGGUGAUGAAUCGAUUGAACAGAGCGUAUACCUUUCCUUGAGUUCAAAAUUGGUGGAGUAUCUAUUUUGGGAUUAAAUUCAGCAUAUGGUAGGAGUGUUAUAAUGCGGACAUGUAAUCAGUAUUUAAUGUAGUUAUUAAAUUUUAGUCUUUUUAUAUCGAUACUUUUUGUUGAAGUGCUCAGUGCCGUGUGAAUUUCAUUUUGCUGUGCUAAACAAACAAAGUAGCACUACUUCUGCACAAACACUUCUGAAAGCCGUCAGGCACUCCCUAGACCUAGAUGUAACCAAGG
Molecule: messenger RNA, 2457 nt
Organism: Fusarium verticillioides 7600
Lineage: Eukaryota; Fungi; Ascomycota; Sordariomycetes; Hypocreales; Nectriaceae
Exons: 1
Coding region: 782-2173 (463 amino acids)
Source: RefSeq, a predicted model, not a curated record